Aphanomyces invadans is the source of this 12939-nucleotide messenger RNA. RefSeq lists its product as hypothetical. The transcript has 4 exons. The record is from RefSeq and is a predicted model, not a curated record. Gene Ontology annotation, molecular function: ubiquitin-protein transferase activity; protein binding; metal ion binding. Gene Ontology annotation, biological process: protein ubiquitination. The coding region runs from base 12 to 12878 and encodes 4288 amino acids. Lineage: Eukaryota; Oomycota; Saprolegniomycetes; Saprolegniales; Verrucalvaceae.
AGGCGAUCAACAUGACGACGGCGGUGGGGUCGAGCGACAAGAGCGCCGACGAGCUGAGUCAGAACGACUGGCUUGCGAUCCAAUUGCCAAAGGAAAUCCUCCGUCAUGGAGGAAAGCUGGCACAUCACUUCCGCACGCUCGCACUGGACGCUCCGGAGGAGGCGAAACGUGAGAUUCUGCGAAAGCUCGACACCCUCAAGAGAGAGGCGACGAAAGAAAUCCCUCCAGGUGUAUUCGACGGAAACGACUUGGACCGAAUUCGCAUCUUUAACUUCUCGAACGACACCGCCGCCGACCUCAAGACGUUUCAGACGUCGACACCGUCGGCGGUCCUGCGUGAAGUCCAAUUCUCCCAGACGCCGGUGUCGGCCAACAAUUACCAAGUGACGUGCCUCCAAGAGUCGUAUUGUUUCCAGACGCAUCUGGACCUUCUCGCACGAUGCGUGCAAACCCCUUCUAGACAAGACGCGAACGCCGAUAGCACGUAUCCUGUGUCGGCGCACGACCCCGCCAUCUUCCCCGAGAAGCUCUUUUCCCUCGCUUCGUGUCGCCUCCAGCUUGAAAUGCUUUCAUCGUUUCGGCAAAUCAACCCGACGUUCUACCGCAAUGGCAUGCGAGUUCUCAUUCGAACGGUGUUGGAGUGUCCACCUCAAGCACUGCAACGAAUUGUGCCCAAGACCGCCGAAGCAGCGAUCUUACAGUCCAUGUUUGAAUUCUGCACCCACGUGGUCGAUGAUGCAGACAGCACCCCCGCGGAAAAGGUCUCUGCGUUGUCGUUGCUUCUAGCGUUGGGGGAAUCGAGUGGCCUCGCACAUCACCUGCUUGUCGUAGUCGAGUCGCUUCUGCUGAACCGCAUUGGUGCUGAAUUCCCUGACGACAACUUUUCAACGGAAGUGACGCACCUUGUGACUCGAUUUGAGUCGUACCGAGCCAACUUUGAACUCGGAUCGAUCCAGGCGAAAGUGAUCAAGACCAUUCGCCUCCAAGAGGACGACGACAGCGUGUGCGGCACGAUUGCGAGCGAUGGCAAGUACAUUUACGCGUUUUCUGGCCAAGGGUUGAGUAAAUUGGGCACGGGGUACCAUGGCACCAUCCUUGGCAACGUUUACGCGACGCAGCCACUCAGCACGUUCAUGGAGUGGUUGGGCUGGUCCAACACGAACGACAUCCACUACUUUGUCUACCUGGUGCACGUCCACCGCAAGCUGUUUGUGUGGUUUGUCCGUCGUGACGAUGAGUCAACGAUGUCUCCGUUCAUGUUUGAGCUCUCGGAUGCCGAUCUGGACAUGGUAGCUCGCGACUGCGAUGACGCCGGCACGGUCGAGUUGAUCGAGUCCGCCAGGAACGUUGAGUUUUGCAGCGACGGACUGUACAUGUAUGUCGUGGCAUCGACGCCGACGUCCCUCGCGUGGAGAAAAGUGGACCCGGCCAACAACUGGAAGUGCUUUCAACACGAAGUCCUCCACUUUGCCACGAAUGUGCCGAAAGAAGCCCACAAUUUGCUGACAGGCGAUGUGCUUCCGUUCUUCUACACGAAUGGCCACUACCUGAUUGGAACGAUCAAGCGUGACACCACGCUCUACGAGGUGUCGAUUGCGUUGGCAACGUCGACAGUUCACGUCGCCUCGGUUGAGAGCGCGCUGGUGCCGAACGCGAUUUGCUUUGAUGCGUGCAACAACUUGCUGUGGAGCACGUCGUCCAAGUCGGUGCUGUGCCACCCUAACACAGGCACCCAUGUCAUCCUGCGACCGGAGCGUCUUUUAGAUGCGGACAUCCAAGCAGAACUGAACCAACCGCUGACCAGCCGCAUUGUUGGGCUGCGCAUUCUCGUGCAACUUGAACGCAUCGUGGAUUCGCACCUUCCGGACGACAUCAACCAAAUGGAUGUCAGCGACGACGCGGCCGCGAUUCUGUUUGGCGUCGACGUCGACGCGUCGACGUUCAAGUCGCUGAUCGAAAUCGUGUCGUACUUUGCCGCCCUCGGGCCUUCGCUUCCAAAGUGGCAAGAAUUCGUCAUUCUCGUGUGCCUGAAGAUGCUGUCGCUCAAUACUCUGCAUUGGCUCGUUCACAAGAAGAAAGAAAUCGCCGACGUUGUCCUCAAUUUGAAUUUUCCCGUCGUGCUCAAGGCACUCGUGGCCACUUCGCCCAACCCACGAAUCGUCGAGGCUGCUCGCCUUCUCUUUGUGCUUUCCAUUGAUAUAUUCCAUCCAACCGUGUCUGCUCAGUGGCAGCUCCUAGUGUCGUACGUGGAAAAGUUGCAUGACCACACUCUCGCGCCCGAAGAACGAUCUGUUGUCGAGCUCGUGGUAGAUCGCCUCUCGUCCAAGCGAAAGACGCAGGAAGCAGUCCAAGAAGCUGCUUCGAAAGACUUUGACGGCAUGCAAUGGUUUGAAAAGCUCGUCGCGUUGUCCGUCGCGAAUGUCAAGCAUCUUCUUGUGGACAGUACGGACACGGCAUUAGCAGCCGUUGGACAAAAACUCACGCACUUGGUGUAUUCGGUCGUCCACGGCAUCCUCGGUGGCGUGUCGGGAAAAAUUGUCCCCGUCUCUGUUUUGCAACGUGUAUUUAGUCUCGUGGUACACGGCUGCGUCGAGCUAUGCGACCUCGACGUUUCUGCGCACCUGGAAGUGCUUGAAACGAGCAUCGUUGGUGAAGUUGCCGCGUCGUUCGUGGGCUUUACCCAAGUAAUCCUUGACGGGCAGUUUGACGACCGCGAUAAGUGGGAAGUUGCGUCGUUGAAAGACAUGGCGCAGCAACUUCUGUCGCUGCUCAAGAAGGUCGUCCCGCUGAUCGAUGCCGUGCCAAAGGACGAGCGCGAACAAAGCAUUGAUGUCCAGUACGUGGGCAAGUCGAGUGUCGAGAUGGAAUCUGCGCACGAGUAUUCGAACGACAUGCACGAGCUCAAGGAACUCCGUUUGGAUGGCGCAACAUCCAUGACGAUUACAUUUGACAGUCGGUCGCGUACUGAGCUCAACUACGACUACGUCACGUUUUACCACGACAGGACGUGCACGGCGUAUUAUGGCGAGGAAAAGUACUCGGGCCGCGAUUCGUCGUACAACUGGCCUGGCGUCGGCCACAACCCGCCGUUGGUGAUUGAAAGCGAUUCGUGUUACGUUCUUUUUCACUCGGACGGGUCCACGGUCGACUGGGGGUUCAAGUUCACCGCGGUGGCUAACGUUUGUGAGAACAACAUGUCGCUGGAGUUGCAUUGGCUCGUGGCCGUUGAAGUGCAGAUCUCGAACUUACUCACAACGAUUGCCACGAUCGGACCAAAGUGGAUGCCCCUCGAGUGGCUCGAGACCGAACAACAUCAGUUUCUCGACUGCGAUUUGCUCCAUGGUGGCAUUGACACGUCCGAAGCGACUGAAGUGUCGGUGUUCUUGAAUGACUUGAUCGAACUCAACUCCCCCGACACUCCCGCGGCACACCUGGCAAAAAUUCUCAAGCAGCACACAAUUCAAGACCAAGGGACGGUGGCACACAUCAACCGCGCUGUCCGCGCCGUCGCAGCCGCCAUGCUUCACCACAACAUGUGGAGUGUCGACGCGUAUGCACUCGGUCAAAGCCGACACACCGACCCGAAUCCGUCCUUGUUGAAGGCGUGGAAGAAUGCUCAAAAGAUGCGCAACUGGUUUGAUCUCGGGGAUGCCAAACGUGCUACGAGAAAGCCGGACGAAGCAGCCUCUGCGACAAAGCCAAAGCUAAGCCGGCAGCCGUCGGCAUAUGUCGGCGCCUCCGACGAUGCGCUGCGCAAGUUGUGUGCAAAUGUCGAGGAGCGUGCCAAGUUUUUGUUGUCACUUGCCCCGGCUUCGUUUAGCUUGGCGACAGAGUCCGAAGACCCCAUGGGUGCGAAGAAGCGGUGGAAUUUGCUGGCGCAAUAUGGAACUUCGUUGAAGAAAGGUGACAGCACCACAUCGCUCUUGAAGAAGUGGCACUCUCUUGUCGACGAAGUUGAGGCAGCGACAGAAUUAAAACGAAAGAUGCUCUACCGAAAGCAAUCGGCCGGACGACACCAAGGCUGCCAUGAAAAAACCGUGACGGAGCUCGUCCUCGAGUUCGUCCAGAGUGACGUCGUGGUCGGGGACCUGGCUGCCGCCGUGGCCUUGCGCAAUCGCCGCGCCCAGUUUCGGUUGCUUAGCUUGACAAUUCUGUACCAAACGUCCGAGAUUAGUCGAAACAACAGGCUCCAACACAACUUGCUCGAACGCUUCGUCAAGUCCAUCUCAGACCUGGAUACGAACAAGGUCCACUUUCUCACGCACACACACGGAUGUUCGCUGUCCCUGCGGAACAACGCUCGAAGUGUCUUCUCCAAAUGCCUUGAAGUGUUUACAAACAUCCUGCGAACGACAAAUGCAGCGGCUCCCUGCACCCCAAAUCUUCUCACGAGCGUUUUGAAGUGCGUUGCGAUGGACUACGAUUUGAAAGAUGCCCACUUGAUCUUCAAGAGCGACGUCAUCCCUGCAGUUUUUAACUUGCUACUGUCAUCCGACGAGCGGGUCCGAAAGACAGCGCAAGCCACCGCCCGCGUUUUCUUGGAACGUUUCAUGGUCAAAGAAAAGGAGUCCAACCUGCAAAAACAACUCUGCACUUGCGUUCAGCACUACUUGGACUGCGUCCACAAACCCGCUGGAGCUGGCGUCUUCCUUCCAAUGGAAGGAUCGCUCUUGAAUUCGGACGCCCCGUUCGUGUCGUUGGGCGUGUGGGUGUACGUUCCACAAACCCAGUGGCGACAACUUCGACAAGGCGAUCGAGUGGUGAAGGGGCCGCAGUGGAAGGACACCGAAAACGUGCCAACGAGCGGCGUCGUACUUGCCAUUCACGGAAACGACCUCUCGGUCGAGUGGGAAGCUCAUGGCAAUACCAAGGCGAAGAAGGGCUUUCACAAGUUUGACGCGGACAAGAAUAUGUUGGAAGUCAUCCCUGUCGAUCAAGACCCGAGCGGACAAAUUUUACUGCGCACGAACCAUACCCAUGGCCCUUGGGGCGAGAUCAACCUUCGCUUGACAACCGAAUUGAAGAUUGAAGGGACGGUCAGUCUAGGGCCGUCGCAGUCGGCGACUCUCGUCACAGCUGCUCCCGUUCGUGUAGACCAGUGGCAUUACGUAUCGUUUGGCCGCAAUGGAGACUCGCUGACGUUGACGAUUGACGGGACCGAUACAGUCGAGGAAACACUCCACAGCGUUUUGCAGUCCCAUGACUCGUCUCUUCCGAUUCACGUUGUCGAAACACCUCAUCCAUUCCACGGUCAAGCGGAGCAAUGGUCGAUGUUUCCCGUAUCGAUUCCACACGCCAAGCUUGUCCGAGUGACCUUUGACCCGCAGUCCAACUUGACGCAAGCCUCCAACUACGUUGCGAUCUACUUGGACGAGACCAUGGAAUGCGUCUAUGGCGAAAACAUGUACAACCAAGCGUUCAGCAACUUUCCUGGGGUUGGCGACAACCCGGCGCUCGACGUACCAUCCGGCGAAUUUGUCGUGGGGCUGUUCACCGAAGACACGUCAGAACUCUGGGGAUUUCGAAUGACGGUUCAAGUCGUUGAAAGUACCUCUCCUUCCCCCAACACCAACAAAAUGUAUCAAGUGUAUUUUGGAGAGGCGCCGAGGCGUGUGUCCAACCAAAAGGCAGCGAAGUGCUACAUUGAAGACUUUGAGUUACUCGAAGCUCCUCCCACGAAAAUCCCCGCGAAAGCCCCAGCCGCCGUGAUACCCUUGCAUGGCGCCGAAAUGUGUAUCCAUGCUCUGAGCUUGAUCAGCAUGUGCCUGUUCAGCCAAAACGAAUAUGGCAGCCAAGUGAUUGCCCCGCCGGCGCCGCUUAGCCACGUGCUUGACCUUGCGUUCGCGUCGAACUUGCCCGUGUCGGUGCGAUGUUGUGCCGCCACUGUGAUGAGCCAUUUCCUGUCGCACGUUCAAGUCGAUCUUCAAGGCAAACAACAAUACAUCACGAAAGCAUUUGCAAGUCUAGCCACGAUGUUGGAUCUGUGGGGAAAAAAGCGACCGAAAGUCCAGUUGUCGGCGGCGUCGGCCAUGUGGCUGGCGUCGUGCUACGCUGCAUUUCUUCGUGCGUGUUGUCAUCAAAUUGAUUUGGGGUCUGACAUAGCCCCAACCUUGAUGCAAAUGUUGCAAGACAAGAGAUCGUUCGAUCAAGUGCUGUCUGCUUUGGCCGUGAUGGGCGGCAUGUACGACGGUGUAUUUGUGGGAAGCCGAGUCAACUGCCUCGUGAAAGCAGACUCGAUUGAAGUGGGGACUGUUCUCCAGUUCGACGUGUUCGGGAACAAGCGCACGGCACGGGUGCUGCUUGACAUGGACAUGACCAAGGUGGAUUCGUUUCCGCUCGACAAAUUAUCCGUCGCUCCUCAAUGUCCGAACUAUCUAAAUGUCUUGUACGACCGGCUGACUCCGUACUUGAACGCGCUCGUGGACGUCUUGCAUGGGUUGAACUCGAACGAAUCGCUCGCUCAACUCGAUGCCCAGGCCCGUCUGAUGAAAGCGAUCAACUUUUUGUUUCAGCACCUGCCGCAGUCGUCAGUCAUCCCGUCGCUUCGGCCGUCUUUGAUGGAACUGGCGUUGUUGCAUCAAGAGGGAGUCUUUCUGCGCGAAAAACCAACCACACACGUGUACGAGUCCCUUCACCCGUACCGAGAUGGCCAAGACGUGUACCAAACGAUUGUGAUGAGCAAUGCCAAGUUGCUCAAGAUCACGUUCGACCCUGCAUCUCGAACGGAACAAGGUUGCGACUACGUGACGUUUUACAAGGACGAGUCGCACUCGGAACGAUGGGGAAAUGACACUUACAGUGGUCGAGACGGAUCGGAAAACUUUCCAGGGUUUGGCGGGCGAUCGGCGCUUGAAAUCCCCGCUGACUCGUUCGUCCUGCAUUGGCAUUCCGACAGCUCGAACAACGAUUGGGGGUACAAAUUCACUGUCGAAGCCGUGUACAGCGACAUUUCGUCGACAUCGUUUACGCUCGACGAGUUGAGUCAACGAAUGUACCACCUGUCUGAAAUCAUGUACGAGCAGCCUCAACACACCAAGUUGCUUCCUCGCGUUGUACCCUUGGAAGCCACCAGUCACUUGCACAAGAAAUAUCGUGCUGUCGACACAGAUGCGCUUCUGUACUUGAAGGACGAACAGUCGGUGGACUGGGAAGUAGGCAUCGCCGAAUGGACCGUACAUGAACAACGCGAUGAGGACAGUCCCGAGAUCAUCACAAUGCGUCGCGGGAAUGUAGUGACAGUCCUGGAAUUUGACGACGAGAAGGGAUGGGUGCGAGUCAAGUACGUCGGGCUCACCGGGUGGUGCAAAGUCAAGGAACCUAAGAGUCUCCAUCGAGUCUCUCGACUUCCGUCGUCAGAGUUUUCCAUGCGCAUUCCCGGAUGGAAUGACUUGUAUACUUCACUACCCAAGCCCGACGAAUUGGUGGUCACAAAGCGCGACGAUGCCGACAAGUUCAAGUCCCAUUUCGACGUGGACACGAUUGAGUUCCAGUCAGGCGAUGCAUACACUACGCUGUUGCGGGAGUUUUCGCAGUCGAUGGCGAUCAAAUAUGCAAAGGACUGCUUGCGGUCGUAUCUGUCAUCUGGCCUCAAAGACGAUGUGUUGCCCGUCGACACUUUUGUGCAGCUGGCGCAGCUUUUUGCGCUCGAGAAGAACACGAUUGGUGAUACGCUCGGACAGCGGCUCAAGAUCCUUGCAGCGCACACAGCGUUUGCCAACGACAUCGUGUCGUUGUAUGUCGCGGCAGUCGACGCCUUUGUCCAGUCUUUGCCGCGGGGCCGCAUUCUUACCAAAACCGUGCACGACAUGCUCCGCGACUCGGUCGUGAAGAUUCAUUUUCCUGGCGCGACGUCGAUCCGUCUUGCAUUCGACAAAGAGUCGCAUUGCCACGAAAGUGACGAGUUUGUCCGUGUCUACGACCAACGUGACGUCGUGGGUUCGAAAUAUCAAGGACCCAAAGGCAGCUCGUGGCCAGGAGUUGGUGAAACACCCCCGCUGGUCGUGAAAUCCGACACUGUCACAGUGAACUUUGAAUACGUUAGUGAUACUGGCGGCACUCGCUUGAUCAAGUUUACAGCGUAUGCCGAGUACGACGACGAUGAAGAGACGAAGACACCACCUCCAAAACCCGACGAGCUGGCUUCGUUGCAUUUGGCCUGUUGGGUGUUUCGCGCGUUGGCAUCGUCUCAAACCAUACCUCGACGUUUCGUAGCGCGCGUGCUGGAUUUGACCAUGCAGCUGUAUCAAUUCAUGCCGGAGGACAUGCAAAUCAAACUGAUUGAUGUGUGGGCGUCAUUUCUGACCGAUGUAUCGAUUUUCCAAGAUUUGACGGCACAUCAAAUCAAGACAUGGUGUUUAUUUGUCAAAAACAAGCUGUGCCUCCAGUUCGAAAGUGAGGUGCCACAGGCCUCCGUGCUCCUCAAGCGGCUCGUCCAAGUCGUCGUUGACAUGGACUUCAAGCUCGACGACUAUUUGCUCCAAGCCGAAUCGCUCUCCGACACAUUUACCAACUUUGAGUUUGUCGCCACCGCUGCCAUUAAACCUUUGGUCGAAAACGGGAUGAGUGGUGUUAUCCUGCCGAUGAAUGGCCCAGUGCUUGUCCGAACCACACAAGGGCUUGACAACGGCCUGCACGCGUGGGACGUGUUCAUCAAAACGAUGAAGUCGCGCAUCAGCAUUGGCCUGGCCUCAUCGGACCAAGACAGGUUGGUGUCUGCUUACCCCGACGAGUUUGCUUUGAAACAAGGAGAUGUCAUUGGGUUUGAAGUGGACUUGCAUUUGAAGCUUGUGACGUUCAAGCGGAACAAUGCAGUGCUCACGUCCAAGCCGUUGGUGGGAGAACCGUUGUCUACGCUCUAUCCUGCUGUCGUCUUGCUUCACCAAGGCGACGAAGUCUUGAUCCAAAAGCAAGCGCCAUUGCGAUGCGUGCGGAAGACGAUUACGGAGAGUCCGUGGUGGUAUGCCAAGAUCGUCAAGUCCGUUCGUCUUUUGCGCGGCUUGAAUUCCGUGGAUUCUCCGAGUACCGUCGACAUUUCUGGUGAAGACACUGAAGUCAAUUUCCCUGGUGCUAAGAAGCUGCAUGUGGCUUUGAGCUACAACUCUGCCUUGGACCCAGAAAAGUCCUUGCAACUGACUAGCUGUGGCAAGACAGUUGUGUUGGACAGCGCCAACAAUCUGCUUGCGACGUCACCGUACGUUGAGAAGAAUGUCGCACCGACCAGCGUGAUCCUGAAACGCGUCAGUCGGGGCAGCGACUGGCAGUACGGUAACGAUGAUGGUGGUCCAGGGAAUAUUGGGGUUAUCUUGAGUCUUGAAAGCUGGGGUGGUGUCGCAAAGUCUGCAGUGCGUGUGCAAUGGCUAGACAACAACAUAACUGGGAUCUAUCGCUACGGCUUUCACGGCCGGUUCGACGUCGACUUGGUUUCGCCGUUUGCUGCCCCGUCCAGCAUGCUGCUCGUCGAUGGCGAGACGUUGCAAAUCCAGGCAAAGCCCAAGACGACUGUGUCGCCACUGUUCAAGGGAAGUUUGAGCUUGGACGGGACGCAGCAUGUUGUCAUUCGUAAUUUGACGUCGCUCCAACGAGACUUUACAAUUCAGUUCUGGCUCAAGCUGGACAAGGUCAAACCGUGCAGUAUCUUUUGUAUCACGAGCGACGAAAACGCGUGGUGGAUGAGCUUGUCCGUCACGUCAAGUCACGAACUGGCAUUUACGAUCGGUCAUGUUUCCGAGGAGUCGAUGGCUGUGUCCGUCGGCGGCACCCUCGAAGAAUGGCAUCGAUUUGAAGUGUGUGCAGCAGGGUCGCUGAUUUCAAUCCAUGCCGACUCCAAGAUGCUUGGACACGAGCGUCUUCCGUCCAAGUUGAAUCUUGACUCGUCGCCGGCAAGUCUUUCGUUCGGCGCUGGUCCGACCAAGUCCACGCCCGCUCACAAACUUACUGGACACGUGUUUGGGCUGCGAAUUUGGAACGCUCCGUUGCACCUGCGUGAGCUCGCCGAAUUUUUCGUAAACGAUGAACGCCACUUGACGGAAGAAUGCCCAACAUUUGACCAACUCGUCGUCGAAAGCACACUGCUGGAGGUUCAGCGUCCAGUCCAGGACAUUCCGCGCGCCAUCGUCUCAACGUCGCAAGCCAUGUCUGCCAUGACCUUUGACAAUCACUCGAUGCACUUUGCUAGUCUUCGUCCCAAGUAUCUUGGCGUUAUCUCGCCAUUGACGACUCCGACCAAAGUAUACUACGAAGUCACGUUUUUCACGGCUGGUUGCGUGCAAGUGGGUUGGUCGUUCAAGGACUGUGCCCCUGCGGGAGCCACCAGUGGUAUCGGCGAUUGCAAACUGUCGUACGGUUUGAAUACCGUCGCGCAGUCGAAAUGGCACGGAGAGCGAGAACACAUUUCGGAAGUGCCGUGGCAAGCAGGUGAUGUGUUGGGGUGCAUGUUGGACUGGGACGCCGGCGUGAUGACGUUCUCUGUGAACGGCCGCCUCUUGGACAACAUCUCGUUCAAACGAGGGGGCGGAAACUGCGGACGACCAACCCAGGAAAUCAAUUCCCCCACUGCGUCCAUGUUGGGCGGACUCUGGGGAGAUGACGAAGAGGAGGAUAAUGACGACGAAAAUGACGGCGACGAUGUCCAUGAUGGUAGCGACAACUCGGACCAGAUUUUGACUGCACAAGAUGAAGCUCUACCCGAUGACUCGGUAGUUGCAGCUGUCGCUGCAGAUGAAAGAGGAUCGCCUUCAGUCAUGGAAGCAAGUUUUGUUGGUGCUGACCAAGUGGAAAUUGAACUAGAGCCAAGUUCCGAACCAGCCGAAACCGAGGGCUCCAGUGCCAUGAAACCCGCGACAACGCUGACGACGCCAAUCGAUCAAAACGAAUGGCUGCAACGAGGUGGAAUUUUUCCGUCCCUGUCAUUGCGCAGUGCUGACUGCAUUCGUUGGAACUUUGGCCAUACUCCAAUGUUGCAUUGUCCUGCCGACUAUGUACCCAUUGCCGAGGCGACGCAAUAUCUGGAACGCACGGUCGUGUUUGAAAAGUACGACUUUGAAGAGAAGAAAUGGCAAGAUGUUGCUUUCCGCCAUCGCGUGAAUGAGCAGAAGCCAUCGUUGGAAGGUGAGUGGCUCUGCCAAGAUGGACACGGCAACAGAGUUGUGGACUCGUCGCCUCAUAAACGACACGGAACAAUCGUAAAUGCGACCGAGAAGACGUGGACCUCCAACGUCCUGCCCCCUUCAUCCUCGUCGAGUGUUGGGUAUGCCCUCAAAGUUCGCCCUCUCACCGUAAAAGCCAGGUCUGUGCUGACCGAGCCGUCGCUUUUUGAGCCUGUUGGCGUUCCAGGACGGCAAAAAGAAUACCUUGAAAUGGUGCGAUAUGUCAACAGUGUGUGCACGAGUCGAUCGAUGUCCCUGGCCGGAUUGCUGUCGUCCAAGUGGUCGAGUCUCGCCCCUGACGCAGAUACGUUGUUGCGUUGGCCGACGUUGGCGGAACUGACGGAAAAGAAAGCGGACCUUCCAGGUCGCUUCGACGUCCUUCUCGAGUUCAACAAGUCCCUGCGCGAGUCGUUGGGACUGGUCGAACUCACGAGCACAGCAAGCUUGGCGACGCAGAUUUCCAAAGCCCGCGGGUACAUCUUUGGGUUGGUCAAGCAUGAGCUAUGGGAUUUUGUCAUGGAGCAAACCAAGGCGGCGACAUCCCCGGACAUGGCGCUCACGCUCAACCGACCCAAGGCGUCCCGUUGGAAGCAAUCCAGCAACGACUUCAAUCGGUUUGCGUUGUUUGCCCAAGCGUACCGUGAAAUGAUCCAUUGGGUCCCGUCCACGUACUGCCGAUCGACCAAUUUGUACGUGGUGACAUUUUUGGGCGAAAACUCGAUCGAUGCUGGCGGUCCAUACCGUGAGACUCUAAGCCAGUAUUGUGUGGAGCUGCAAAGCUCGCAGCUACCGCUGCUCUUGCCAGCUCCCAACGGUCAGCACAAUGUCGGCAGUCAUCGCGAUGCGUGGGUGUUACAUCCAAACGCGCAUCAGCACCAUUCCGGCAUGUUGAUCUUCCUUGGCAAGUUGCUCGGCGUGGCGAUUCGCACCAAGUACUGCAUGUCGCUGACGUUGUCCCAAGUUGUGUGGAAGUUGCUCGUGCAGGACCCGAUUACGUUGGACGACCUAGAAGCCAUCGACACGCUCGUGGUGAGCUCGAUGCGAUCGCUGCGGACCAUCGAGCAGAGCGGAGUGACGGAAGAAAUGUUUGCCGACAUUAUCCAUGAAACCAUGACGACGCUGUCGACAGACAAUCGUCAAGUCGACCUCGUCGAAGGUGGCGAUGCUAUCCCCGUGACAUUUGCCACACGACACAAGUUUGCCGACUUGGUGGAAUCGUACCGCAUGCACGAAUUUGACGCUGCCGCGGCGUACUUGCGGCAAGGACUUGGCAUGGUUGUGUCGCUUCGGUUGCUACGUCUGUUUACGUGGAUGGAGCUCGAGGCGUUGGUUUGUGGCACCCCCGACGUUGACAUUGACUUGCUCGAAAAGUGUACCGAAUACAGCAGCUGCAGCCCCACGAACCAGCAUGUCGUGUGGUUUUGGGAAGUCUUGCGCGAGUACAACCAAGAAGCACGUCAAGCGUUCCUUCGGUUUGUCUGGGGGCGGUCUCGGCUCCCGCGGUCCGUGCAAGAAUUUCAAGCAGGCCAACAAUUCAAGCUCCAAGCGUUUGAGCGGCACCCGGCCGACAUGUACAUGCCUGUGUCGCACACGUGCUUCUUUUCGCUCGAGCUGCCACGGUAUACAUCGCGCGACGUGCUUUCGUCGCGGUUGACCUACGCCAUCUACAACUGCAUUGCCAUCGAUGGCGAUACCAACACGAUGCAAGCAAAUCAAUUGGGGUGGGAAGACUGACGUAGCCAUCGCUAGUGUUGUCAGCAUCGAGCACAAUAGAAAUGAUUCGAGGUAUACAGUG